AUGGCUACCGAUCUUGAUUCUCCCAAACGCCAAAUCACUCCCAUACCCGUCCCCGUCCUUCCAAUUUCCGUUCCCCAAAAACGACCUCUCGAGGACGACCACGCGCCUCCCAUUUCCUCACCUCUCAACCCCAAUCCCGAUAUAAAGCCUAGUAAAGCACAAUCGUACGACGAUUCGACCGCCAUGGCGCGUGAAAAGCCAGCUAGAAAUAAAAAAGAUGCCGUCAAGAAGCGAGAGUCCAAAGCUGGUAUUGGUACCGACAGCUCUAGAGCAACACCAGAUCCGAAAGUCAAAGAGCUUCCGCCCAGCGAAGCAUCGCCUCUGCGUUAUAAGUUAGCGCCCCCGAAACCUGCCGACUUCGAGACUGCUAGAGGUCCUGUUUUCGUCCCUCAUCAUGAGGUUCCUGCUCUUGACGGAUCUACCAUUCAAUUCUACCAGACUCAGGAACAUGUCUACAAUAAGAAGAGCUUUCAUUAUUUACACUGCAUCGCCGACCCGACCUUCCCCUCGUCCUUUUACUACCGACAAACCGAGCCGGAACCCUUUGGUGCCCAUAUCAGCUUCGAGGAUGCUGCGACGCAUAUGUACAUGGACCAAUUAGGACGGCAUAUUACCACGGACAAGGGAUUCAGAACCGCAAGAGCUAAUGUUGCCAUUCGCCAGGGCCGAUGGUAUUGGGAAUGCAAGAUUACAAGAGGUGUUCUCAAGAGCAACACAGAUGGAAGUGCCGAGUCGCAUGGCCACGUACGUAUAGGAUUUGCAAGACGAGAAUCUUCCCUGGACGCGCCUGUUGGGUUUGAUGCCUAUAGUUACGGUAUUCGGGACGUGCAAGGCCAAAAGGUUCAUAUGUCGCGACCAAAGGAUUUCUUUCCCCCAGGUGAAGAUAUCAAGGAAGGCGACGUGAUCGGACUUGAGAUUCAGUUGCCCUCGGAGCAUCUACACCGAAAGGUCGUCCAAGGCCUGUACAACCCAGUUGUAGAUGCUGCAGACGAAGAAGAGCCGACUGCGGAAGCGGCCAAUAUUGUUCGAGACCGAAUACCCAUCCGUUUCAAGCAGCACAUCUACCUCGAAAAGAUUGACUAUCACACUACUAAGGAACUUGAGGAUCUGAUGAACCCGUCGCCCGCCGGUCCUUCAGGCACGAUAGGCAGUAGACCCGGCGACAAACCGAACCCCAAUCAUCAAGUCCCAGCUCUUCGAACGCUCCCCAAUUCUCACAUCAAGAUUUAUAAAAAUGGUGUGCUGAUGGGCACGCCAUUCACUGACCUUCUGGCUUUCCUGCCGCCGGCCUCGAAGCCUCAAGCCCAGAUCGGCACGCGCGAGGGCAUGGAUGAUGGCAUGGCCGGAUACUAUCCCGCAAUCAGCGUGUUCCGGGGUGGCGCUGCCGAGGUCAACUUUGGACCAGAUUUCUGGUACCCUCCUCCCGAUAUCCUAGACGUGGAAGGGGACGGUGAUGUUGAGAUGGUGGACGUCGAUGCAGAUACGGUCCGAGUAGCAACGACCUCGACCGCGAACACGAAGCUGGAUAAGGUUCGGCCAAUAGCAGAGCGGUAUGACGAGCAGAUCGUGGAAGAUGUGGUGGCGGAUGUUGUGGAUGAGGUCGACUUCUGGAUGCAGGACGGGGCACGCGUAAUCGACCGCACCGGCGGCCGCGAUGCCAAGGCCGAGACCACGGCAGGCAUCGCCCCGGGUCGUGAGGAGAUCAAGGAACUCGUGCAGGACGAUUAG
Messenger RNA from Hypoxylon fragiforme, 1728 nucleotides. RefSeq lists its product as uncharacterized. NCBI's taxonomy places the organism in Eukaryota, Fungi, Ascomycota, Sordariomycetes, Xylariales, Hypoxylaceae. The transcript has 2 exons. Gene Ontology annotation, cellular component: Set1C/COMPASS complex. Bases 1 to 1728 code for a protein of 575 amino acids. The record is from RefSeq and is a predicted model, not a curated record. Gene Ontology annotation, molecular function: transcription cis-regulatory region binding; protein binding.